GGAAACUGAAGUGUAUAUUUAUUGUUUUGUUAAUAGAGUAUUUUUUUGAGAACAUAAAUUUGAAGAAAAAAGGGGAGAGGAUUAUCAAAUGGGGAAAAUCAUGAAGAGCCAGAAUUGCUUUUAAAAAAAUACUUAAAAAGCUUUCAAAUUAAGCCAAAAUAAAAUACAAAACAAAUCAUGAUUUUGUCUUCUGCAAUAACAUCUGCGAAAAUGUUGAUUACUCAUGAAACUGAUUUUCUUUAAUAGGGCUUGAAAUAGUUAUGGACUCUUAGGAUUCCUAUGCUAAUUUCUUGCUUUGAAGUCUACUGAUUAUGAACUUUGUUUUCACUUUCAUGUUGUAUUUUAUUUCAUGAUGCAAUUUAUGAUGUACCACCCUUUGAAUUAUUGGACUCAAACAAUGCGGCUCUGGGAACUGGUGCGAUCUCUCGGUGCAUGAAACAACAUCUCUAAGAAACAAAAAGGAAAUCAUAGUUGAAAACUUUGGUUAUAACCGGCUCAACAAUAUGCUUCUCUAGAAAAACACUGCGGGCAGAAAGUUUUACUGAAGGAAUUCUUUUUAAAAUAUUAUUACAGGUUAAAGAAGAGAUCUAACAAUGUUAUGAACUCGUAAACAAAUUAGGAUGAGGGAUUGUGUAUCUGGGUUCUUCUAGAAUGGGCUCAGUCAUUCUUCAUAUGAUGUUCGAGCACAAGAAUUGGGUAAAGAGGCAAGUAAAUUCUUACAAUCGCUUCCUGCAUGUUUUCUUGGUUACUUGUUAGUGAGUAACUAUAGCAACUUUUGAAUUUAUAAAAUCGAAAAAAACAAGUUCAGUUAGCUACUUUCUUUUUUAGUUCUGAACUAAUUUUAGAAAGUUCUGAAACUUUUUCCUCUCUGAAUUCUGAACUGGUUAAAAAACUAUUCAAAAUUCUGCAUCAAUAGAUCUGUUCUGCAACAAGAUUCAAGGACGGUGGUUAUAACAUUUCAACUUCAUUUCCGAUAAGUUUUGAUACUUGUCUAUUUUUUUCUGUUUCUCUUUUUUCUUUAAUAUAUUUCUGAUUUAUAAAAUAAAAGGAGUAUAGAGUAGAUGACUACUUGUGAUUUUAACAUGUUAAUGAUUAGAUCAGUUUAUGUUGAUGAAAGCUGACUUAGGCGCCAAUUAAACCAUACUUUCACAUACUACUAAAAUUAAAACGCCUUGGCAUAUGCUUUCAGUUGUUGCUGUUCUGACAAUCAAAAUGCGCAACUUAAUUCAUGAAGAAGGUUGCACAUAACAAAUACUCCUAUUAUUUUAAAAUGCAUAGUUUUCAACAUUAGUUGUUUGAAUAUAAUGUGAAUGGAAGGGAAUUUAGUUCAAAAAUAAAAUUACUUUGUUACUUCAUGCUGUAAGUUUCCUUAUUCCUUUCUUCAUGAUAGAAAUUGCCUUAUUACCUUGCUACUUCAUGAUAGAAUUUUCCUUGUUCCUUUCUUUCUGAUAGAAAUUGCCUUAUUCCUUGUUACUUCAUGAUAGAAUUUGCCUUAUUUUUUUCUUCAUGAUAGAAGUUACUUUAUUUCCUUGUUAUUUCAUAAUACAAGUUACCUUAUUCCCUUGUUAUAUCAUAAUAUAAAUUGCGCAAACAAGGUCUCAAGCAAAACAAACCGUGUUGUCUUCAAAUAACAAAAAUAAUCAGAGCUUAGCUCAAAUGGCGGAAAUGGCAGUGUCUUUAGCUGUUGACCAACUACUUCCACUGUUAAGGGAAGAAGCCAAUUUGUUGAGGGGUAUUCACAAGGAGUUUGCAGACAUUAAAGAUGAACUGGAAAGUAUUCAAGCAUUCCUUAAGGAUGCUGAUAAAAGAGCCGCAACAACUAAAGGGGACAACACUAGUGAAGGAGCCAAAAUAUGGGUGAAGCAGGUUAGGGAAGCAGCUUUUCGCAUUGAAGAUGUCAUUGAUGAUUAUAUGAUCCAGGUGGGACAACAGCCUCCUCAUCCUGGAUGUGUAGCUUUGUUCCAUAAGCUCAAAAGUAUGAUCCCUCGCCGUCGAAUAGCGUCUGAGAUUCAAGACGUUAAGUCAUAUAUACGUGGGAUGAAGGAAAGAAGUGGAAAAUAUGGCUUCCAACGUUCUUUAGAACAAAGAUCAAGCAGUUCCAGAGAAGGCCAGAAUUCCAAAUGGCACGACCCUCGAGUGGCGGCUCUUUACAUUGAAGAAUCUGAAGUUGUGGGCUUUGAAGCGCCAAGGAAAAGAUUGACUGAUUGGAUGGUUAAGGGAAGGGAAGAGCGCACGGUAGUUUCUGUGGUAGGAAUGGGAGGGCAAGGAAAAACCACUCUUGCCAAGAAAGUUUUUGAUAGCAAGGAUGUCGUCAGACACUUCAAUUGUCGUGUAUGGAUCACAGUAUCUCAAUCAUAUAAUGUUGAAGAGUUGUUGAGGGACAUGCUGACAAAGUUUUUCAAAGAAAAAGGAGCCAAUCCUCCUCAGAAUAUUUCUCGAAUGGAUCGAGGAUCAUUGACUGAUGAAGUCAGAAACUACUUGCAGCAAAAGAGGUACGUUGUCGUGUUUGAUGAUGUUUGGAGUGUACAUUUUUGGGAUGAUAUUGAAUUUGCUGUAAUUGAUAAUAAAAAUGGAAGUAAGAUAUUAAUCACAACUAGGAACCUAGAUGUUGUGGUGUCUUGUAAAAAAUCUUCUUUCAGUGAGGUGCUUAAGUUGGAACCUUUAACUCAAGAACAAUCUUUGGAGUUGUUCAAUAAGAAGGCAUUUAAAUUUGACAGUGACGGGCGUUGCCCGAAAGAGCUCAUUGGUAUAGCCAAUGAAAUUGUUCAAAAAUGCAAGGGCUUACCUCUAGCAAUUGUUGCCAUUGGUGGUCUUUUGUCUACAAAAGAGAAAACUGGAUUUGAGUGGCAUAGAUUUAGAGAAAACUUAAGUUUAGAGCUAAGUAAAGAUACUCAUUUAAUAGGGAUAAAGGAAAUUCUUGGUUUAAGCUAUGAUGAUUUGCCCUAUUAUCUCAAGUCAUGCUUGUUAUAUUUUGUAAUAUAUCCAGAAGAUUAUUUAGUUAGAUCAAAGAGAGUGAUUCAACAAUGGAUAGCUGAAGGGUUUGUAAAGGAGGAAAGGGGGAAGACUUUGGAAGAAGUAGCUGAAGGAUAUUUAACGGAGUUGAUCCAUAGAAGCUUGGUGCAAGUAUCUUCACAUAGAAUUGAUGGUAAAGUUAAAAGUUGUGGUGUUCAUGAUCUAAUACGCGAGAUGAUCCUUGAAAAAAAUGAGGUUUUAAAUUUUUGCAAGCAUAUUAAUGAUGAUGGACAAUCAACCUUAGACGGAAUAACUCGACGCUUAUUAGUAACAACUGGAUUAACAACCACCAAUUUUUAUGAUUUAAUUCCGAAUACUGAAAGGUCGCAUGUUCGGUCAUUAUUUAUUUUUGGAAAUAAUGCAUCAACUUUCUUAUUGUUUGGGAGCAUCCCUAAAUUCAGGUUGUUGAAGGUUCUUGAUUAUGAAUGUGUUCGAUUAUUGCAUGUUCCGAAUGAUGUUGGAAGUUUGAUCCAUUUGAAGUAUUUAAGUUUCAAUUAUAUUAGAGAUGGUAAAAUCCCAAAAUCCAUAGGCAUGCUCCAGAACCUAGAGACCUUAGAAGUAAGAGAUACAGAUACCCUUCAGUUGCCAAAAGAGAUUAGCAAGCUUAGAAAGCUAAGACAUCUUAUUGGUACUAAUAUUUCUUUAAUUGAACUAAAGAAUGGUAUCGGAGAGAUGGCAUCCUUACAAACGCUACGCAAUGUUGAUUUAGAUAUGGAUGGAGCAGCAGAGGUAAUUAAACAGUUCGGAAAGCUGAAACAGAUCAGGGAUUUGGGGUUGAUUAAUGUUCAUGGAGAAGAUGGAAGCAUUAUAUCUUCUUCAAUCAAUGAAAUGCAACACUUGGAGAAACUAUUUGUUGCAUCAUAUAAGAAUAUUCAUGAACUCGAUGAUUUGCAUUUGAAUUCCACAUCAACUAUGCUUCGAAAACUUACAUUAUCUGGGAGCUUACAGAAGUUGCCAGAGUGGAUUCCAGAGCUUCAAAACCUUGUUGUGUUGAGGUUGAUGUAUUCAUUCUUAACUAAUGAUCCAAUGCAAUCCCUAAAAAGUUUGCAGCACUUGUUGAUCCUCUCUAUAAAAGAAUUUGCUUAUGAAGGUUCAUGUUUGCAUUUUGAAGAUGGAGGUUUUCAAAAACUAAGGGAACUGUAUGUUGAAACUUCAAAUAAAUUGAGAGAUAUUAUUAUCGACCAAGGAGCACUUCCUUCUUUGAAAAAGCUUCGGUUAUAUGGACUCUUCAGUAUGAAGAAUAUACCCACAGGAAUCCAAAACCUAGAGAAGCUUGAAGAUCUCUAUAUUCAGUAUACUGGAGUUGAACAUUUGGAGGACAUAUCUACCGAGGAUUGGAAUUGGAUCUUCAAGCAUGUGCCCACUGUAGAUAUUGCUACCCCUAGUGGAUUUACUACUCUAAAUCUAAGGAGGUAGAAGUAAUACUUUAUCAUAAUGGGAAAAAAGGUACUGGGUUUCAACUUAAAAUGCAAUGGCAAUUCAGAUUCUCCGAAGAGACUUUUUCUGUAAUACUUUGGGAUUUUCGUUCCUCAGUAAAAAUUAUAGGUUUUGUUUGCUGUUCUUUAGUAAAACUGGUGAAUGAAUUCUCUAAAUUAAGGAUUGGCUUAAUAUUUUUCUUUUUAUUUAAUAUUUGACUUGUUUGUAAUUGUAAUUGUUGCGUUCUAGCAUUUUAAUACAUUAUUUUUCUUUUGA
Molecule: messenger RNA, 4704 nt
Organism: Vicia villosa (hairy vetch)
Lineage: Eukaryota; Viridiplantae; Streptophyta; Magnoliopsida; Fabales; Fabaceae
Product: disease resistance protein RPM1-like
Exons: 2
Coding region: 1657-4428 (923 amino acids)
Biological process (GO): defense response to other organism
Molecular function (GO): ADP binding
Source: RefSeq, a predicted model, not a curated record